Messenger RNA from Halichondria panicea, 3147 nucleotides. Its product is annotated as ubiquitin carboxyl-terminal hydrolase 5-like. Gene Ontology annotation, molecular function: zinc ion binding; protein binding; cysteine-type deubiquitinase activity. Bases 1071 to 3011 code for a protein of 646 amino acids. The record is from RefSeq and is a predicted model, not a curated record. NCBI's taxonomy places the organism in Eukaryota, Metazoa, Porifera, Demospongiae, Suberitida, Halichondriidae. Gene Ontology annotation, biological process: protein deubiquitination. The transcript is spliced from 18 exons.
CUGACAUCAGCGUUUUACAUUCAAAUUGCACAGGAAGCGACUCAUCACCGACUGUGCAGAUAUUUUUCCAUAUCGCACACCCGGAAGUAUUAUUGCACACUUGUUAUUGCACACUAGGAAGUGAUUCUUAUUUGGAAUAAAACGUUUUCAGCUAGUGAGAGAACAAGAAAAACAUAGUUUACACACUUAUAAUCAUGCAUUGCAAUGUUUAUCAGUCUCUUUUCUUGUUUUCUGAUGCUCUGUAUCACUUCUGUGCUCUUUUUGCAGUGAAGCUGAGAGGGUCAGGAGGUUGUCAGUGUUCAUAUUUAAUGCAUCAAACAGGCAUCAGUGUUGGGAGUGGGUGCUUUGAGCGGAGUAUUGCACAUGUAGAAGUGUACUGCACCACCAUAAUUAUAAGCCGGCCUGUUCAGGGUCUUGUAUAAAGUCGUUUUGGCUUUUCACACUUUUCUUCAGUUAUAGCGGUGCAUGUUUCCUCUUCUGAUACACUGGAGCAUGAUAGAAAGCAAGCACAUGCUGUUUAUCCUUCAGAACUAUCCAUUUUCAAAACGGGUUGCUGGUUGUCAAAGUUUUUCUUGUCUUUUUUCUUGUCUGUUCUCUACAAAAUCUUUAAGUAGCCUUCUGCAAGCUCUCUUGGUGUUCUAGAGUCUUAUUUAUUUGUCUUUCUAGCUGUUUUCUUUCUCUUAAACUCGUCUUCAACUGGGAGAACUCAAUUUUGUUGCUACGCAUUCUUCUGGUUGAUAAAGCAACCGCAUAUUGCGCAUGCGCAGAUUCAACCUGCAUUUUGGUUGCCAAGCAAUAAAUGCAUUAUCCCAUGGAUACUGAAGAUUAUAGAUUUUUUUUUUAUAGGAUAAUAUCAUAGUAUGGGCUUGGGACGUGGACGUAUUCUAUCACUUUCCAUCAUAACGUGCUGUGAAGCAUGUGUUGCAUGCAAUAAUAAAAACCAGACAACAUUUUGCUCAUUCUGAUCUCUCUAAGAAUCGAUAAGAGGCAUCCAGUCUGCGUACACAGCCACCAAGCAGGAGGCCAUUGCUGCAUGGGAUGGGGACAAGAGAAUAGUGUCCAAGCAUGCAAUGGCCCUGGUUCAGUUGGACAAUGGAGUCAAAGUGCUACCAAGUGGAUGGAAGUGUUCUAUGUGUGACCUGACCUCUAACCUCUGGAUGAACCUCACUGACGGUACCAUACUCUGUGGACGAAAAUACUUUGAUGGAUCUGGGGGUAACAAUCACGCUGUAAAUUACUACGCUGAUACCCGGUACCCCCUGGCGGUGAAACUAGGGACCAUCACACCUGACGGAGGGGACGUGUACUCUUAUGAUGAGGACGAUAUGGUACUCGACCCUCUGUUGAGUCAGCACCUUGCUCACUUUGGCAUUGACAUCACCAGCAUGACCAAGACUGAUGCCACCAUGACUGAGCUGGAGAUUGACAUGAACAUGUGUAUUGGGGAGUGGUCCAUUAUUCAGGAGUCUGGCAAAACCCUUGUCCCUCGAUAUGGUCCAGGGUACACGGGGAUGCGUAACCUUGGCAACAGCUGCUAUCUGAACUCAGUCAUGCAGGUCAUGUUCUCUCUGCCAGAGUUCAAGCAAAGGUAUUUCGAUAAUGCUGGUACCAUCUUCCAAAACUCUCCUGCCAACCCAACCUCUGACUUCGACUGUCAAUUGAGUAAACUAGCAGUGGGGUUGUUGUCAGGUCAGUACUCUCGAGAGCCCCCGUCAGAAGAGGCGCCAAGUAAUAAGGAAACAAAGCCGCCCAAGGAGCAAGAGGGAAUUCCCCCAAUGAUGUUCAAGGCUCUGAUUGGUCGAGACCACCCUGAGUUCAGUACUAUGAGGCAACAGGAUGCUCAGGAGUUCUAUCUUCACCUGCUGGCAUCAAUUGACAAGAAUCAACGUACCAAACCUGGGACUCUGAAUGCAGUGGACUCAUUCCGGUUCCAGACUGAGGAACGAAUCGAGUGUGUAGCCUCAGGGAAGGUCCGCUACUCCCUGAGAGAGGACAACCUCCUUCCCCUGCCCGUACCUCUGGACACAGCCACUAACGAAGCUGAAGUGGCUGCCUGGGAGGUUAAGAAGAAAGAAUUAGAAGCAAACAAGCAGAGAAUCAAUCCUAAUGACAUUGUUCGAGCCAAGGUACCAUUCACUGCGUGUCUAGAGAGGUUUGCACUAGCUCAUGAGAUUUCGGACUUCUACAGUACAGCAGUUGGUGGGAAAGGCCUGGCAAAAAAGACCUCGCGGUUCACCUCAUUUCCAGACUACCUCAUGAUACAGAUGGUCAAGUUCACUUUUGCCGAGGACUGGGUUCCAAAGAAAAUAGAUGUGCUUGUUGAUGCUCCCGACACUCUGGAUUUGUCUCACUUGAGAGGGUGUGGUCUACAGCCCGGAGAGGUGGAGCUCCCUGAUGGUGGGGAUGCCCCUGCCAAUCAACAAGAGGAGAAACCCGUUGAAAUUGAUGAGGGGGUGGUGAUGCAGCUGGUGUCCAUGGGCUUUGACCUAGAGGGGUGCAAGAGAGGCGUCUUUAACACCCAAAACCAAGGUGUUGAGCCAGCUAUGAAUUGGAUAUUGGAACACAUGGGAGACCCAGAUUUUGCUGCCCCAUUUGAGCCUCCAAAGCCACAGUCCAAGACCUCCGCCGGCCCACCCGUCAGUGAAGACAGUAUUGUCAUAGUAAUGAGCUUGGGAUUCACCAGAGAGCAAGCCAUCAAAGCACUGAAAGCAACUGAUGGUAAUGUGGAGAGAGCGGCUGAUUGGGUGUUUAGUCACAUGACUGAGCUGGCAGCUAUGGAGGUGGAUCAGCCGUCAGAGGUGGGACCAACCUAUCACGAUGGACCAGGAAAAUACGAGCUGACGGCCUUCAUCAGUCACAUGGGCACCUCCACCAUGCGUGGCCAUUACGUCUGUCACAUCAAGAAAGAUGGCAAGUGGAUCAUCUUCAACGAUGCUAAAGUUGCCGAGUCAGCUGCUCCCCCCAGAGAAUUGGCCUACCUCUAUCUGUACAAAAGAGUUGGAACCUCAUAAAAACUGAUAGCACACUAACAAUGCGCAGUUCGCAAUUAGUCAUGUAUCAAUUAUGCGCAUGUGCAUGUGUUGUAUAAAUUAUUGUGGCUGUGGAUUUUUUUCUGCCAUGUGUAUUGUGUAAAUCUACCUGAUUCUG